Molecule: messenger RNA, 1631 nt
Organism: Drosophila ficusphila
Lineage: Eukaryota; Metazoa; Arthropoda; Insecta; Diptera; Drosophilidae
Product: CCA tRNA nucleotidyltransferase 1, mitochondrial
Exons: 2
Coding region: 132-1559 (475 amino acids)
Biological process (GO): RNA processing
Molecular function (GO): nucleotidyltransferase activity; RNA binding
Source: RefSeq, a predicted model, not a curated record
AGUAUACCUUCGCAUUACUGGGACCAAAUUGCAACUUGGCACGAAACUCGCUUCCAAAACAUUUCAUAUAACCUUCCGGCUGAUCUGUUGUUUAUAAGUCGGAGAGAAAUCAUAGAAUUUGUAUUCCAUCUAUGAAUGGGCCGCGUUGCUUUCUCAAGCUGACCACACGUGCGUUCGCCUCUCUAGGAUUAAACGUCCAGCGGUGUCGCCGGAUAAAAACCAUGACCAGUUGCCCUCGAGAAGCAUCCCCUGAGUUGAUCGCCCAGCUGGGAAAAACACCCAGGAUGCGUGACAAUCCCGCGUUCCGAAAAGUGGACACUCCCGAGUUCCACGGCAUAUUUACCGCCGAGCUGAAGGAGCUGAUUGGUCUCUUCAAGAAGUACGAUUACGAGCUGCGUAUCGCCGGCGGAGCUGUCCGCGAUAUCCUGAUGAACAUUCCACCAAAGGAUAUUGACUUGGCCACCACCGCCACUCCGGAACAGAUGAAAGUGAUGUUUGAGAAGGAAGAGGUGCGAAUGAUAAAUGCAAAUGGGGAAAAGCACGGAACUAUAACUCCUCGCAUAAAUGACAAGGAGAACUUUGAAGUAACCACGCUUCGCAUCGACAUCCGCACCGAUGGACGCCAUGCAGAGGUGAUGUACACCACCAACUGGCAGUUAGAUGCUAACCGUCGUGAUCUGACGAUAAACUCAAUGUUUUUGGGCUUCGAUGGCACGGUUUACGACUACUUUUACGGCUACGACGAUCUGCAGGAGCGUCGUGUGGUGUUCGUGGGCGAAGCAGACAUUCGAAUUAAGGAGGAUUACCUUCGCAUCCUGCGCUACUUCCGCUUUUACGGUCGCAUUGCAAAGGAUGACAAGAGCCACGAUAAGGCCACUCUGGCUGCCGUAAAGGACAAUGCGGAAGGCCUUGCAAGAAUAAGUGGAGAGCGCAUCUGGAUGGAGCUCCAAAAGAUAGUGGUGGGCAACUACGGGUCCGAAUUGCUGCUGGAGAUGCAUCGAUGUAACCUUUUCGCGCACAUUGGUUUGCCGGUUGAGCCUAAUCUAAAAGAAUUCAAGCGCCUUUGUGCUACCUUAGAGAACUUUGAGAUGCCGCACCAUCCCAUUUUGUACAUGGCCGGACUAUUGCACUCUGUAGAAGGUGCUAUGGCGAUGCACAAGCGUCUGAAGUUGUCCGCCUACGAAAGGGACCUUGCUAGGUUCAUCACCCAGGAGCGAGAGAAGGUGGACACUGAUUACACGACCCUGCGCGACUUCCAGAAACUUUGUUUGCAGAAGUACAUACAACGCGAUUUCGUGGAACAGUUGCUUAAGUACUCAGGCAAACAGGAUCUUUACAAUCAGCUCAAGUCCUGGGUCAAACCAGAGUUUCCUAUUAGGGGUAACACUUUGGCUGAGCACGGUCUUAAGAAAAUAAGACUUGGUCUUGUUAUGGAGGAACUGAAACUUCUUUGGGCAGACAGUGACUUUAAACUUACGCACGAUGAGUUACUGAAAAGGAUUCCGGAUGUCUUGGAGAAGUUACCAAGUUCGCCCAGUAAAGAAAAACGUACGAAAUAGUACUGACACUCUCAUUGUUUUUGUUCAUGUUUAUUAAAGUCUGUACGGAUAUUUUCCCCAAGUAAAAAUUCA